Molecule: messenger RNA, 1452 nt
Organism: Neocloeon triangulifer
Lineage: Eukaryota; Metazoa; Arthropoda; Insecta; Ephemeroptera; Baetidae
Exons: 7
Coding region: 220-1281 (353 amino acids)
Source: RefSeq, a predicted model, not a curated record
GUCAUGAUUGUUUGUAAAUAAAAACCAAAAAGGCAGAAUACGUCCUACGCAGUCCUACGUCUCUUCAGUCUUCAUGGCUCGAAAGUAAUUCAGGUUUUCCAUCAGUCUGCGUCUGCAUAAUUCUGGGCUCUGUCAUUUUUACUUAUCUUGAGCUUAAAGAGUAUUUUAAGUUAUAAAUCAUUGCAUACUUCUUCAAAAUGAGAAAACCUGAUUGAAAAAAUGGUCACAAGAGAAGAAGCCUUGGAGGAGUAUGCAAGGGCUAUCGAGGAGUUGAGGAUCAAGGCCGAAGGCAAGGGAGUUCCACAGGAACAAUUCGACCAACUGAUCAGUGAAUCGUUGGACGAAAUCGCAAAAGAAAUGCAUCCUCAGCUGUCUAUAUACAAAACCGCAAAGAAAUGGACUUUUCGACUUUUGAAGCUUGUGUUCUUGACCUUGCUUUUGUACGCAGUGGUCUCCUGCCACACACCAACCCAGAAGUCGCUGUCAAGGCACAUUCAGGGCUUCAUCUAUCCUUUCAUGAGAGCCUUCAGGAAGCUCACUCUGCCCAUUUUGCAUGCUUAUCCUGAAUUGGCCGAGUGGCAUGAAGAGCCGUGUCUGCUACGAAAUCCACUUUACGGCUUCCGAGGUCCUGAUUGCUGGCCGUGCGAAAAUGUUCGCAGUGUUCUUACUUUUACUUCAUCACCUGAAAACUUUGCUGACACGUAUUUCCACAACGGAGUUCCUUUUGUAUUGAAAGGACAUUCUGUUUUGGUCAACAAGGAUAAAAUCAAAGACUUGUAUCUUGACACUCGGAAAAUCAUCAACAGGUCAGCGCCGAGAAUAAUCGCAGAAAAUACGGAGACGACCACAUAUUUUGUUGAAGAUUUUUUAAAAAUUCCAGAGUUCAACAUGACUGACGUCCAUCCAGAGGCGCAUUUUACUUGGAAAGUAACACGAUCAGAGGCAGCUAGAGUUUUGAAAAAAUUAUUCCCUUUGCCACCGUUUGUCCCACCGAACACUGAGGCAGCCAUCCAGAGAUUUAUUUUCAUCGAUGGACCAGCUGCUCCAACUUACACCAUCCCCUUGACUGAUUUUGCAAAUGUCUGGGUUAGCCAAGCUAAAGGGGCCAGGUUGUUGGCGUUAAAUUCAUCCCCUCAGUGCAUUGGACGAUGCCACGGAGUGUCGAUUUUGUUACAAGAAGGAGAUAUUUUGUUUUACAACUGGCAAUUCUGGCGGUCUCGCAGUCUUCCUGUGUCUGGAGCGUCUGAAACAACGAUUACUUUUGUAGGAUCAUUUUACUAAAACUGAGGUCUGCUGUUCCGUUGCUAACGAUUUCUGGUCUUGCUUAACCAAAUAAUAAGUUAAUUAACAAAAAAUUAUUGAUUUCAAAUAAAAUGUUAAAUAAAUUGUCAAUUUUACGCUUUUUGUGAUAUAUUAACCCUGAAAUAUUUCUGAUUAAUUUAUCAUAAUAAA